Gracilinanus agilis (Agile Gracile Mouse Opossum) is the source of this 681-nucleotide messenger RNA. RefSeq names its product transmembrane protein 98 (gene TMEM98). Bases 1 to 681 code for a protein of 226 amino acids. The transcript has 6 exons. Lineage: Eukaryota; Metazoa; Chordata; Mammalia; Didelphimorphia; Didelphidae. The record is from RefSeq and is a predicted model, not a curated record. Gene Ontology annotation, cellular component: endoplasmic reticulum.
AUGGAAACUGUUGUGAUUGUCGCCAUUGGUGUGCUAGCCACCAUUUUUUUGGCCUCAUUCGUGGCCUUGGUUGUAGUUUGCAGACAACGCUACUGUCGGCCCCGAGACCUGCUGCAGCAUUAUGACUCCAAACCAAUUGUGGACCUAAUUGGUGCAAUGGAGACUCAAUCAGAACCUUCGGAGUUAGAACUGGACGACGUUGUCAUCACCAACCCCCACAUUGAGGCCAUUCUAGAGAAUGAAGACUGGAUUGAGGAUGCUUCGGGUCUCGUAUCUCAUUGCAUUGCUAUUCUGAAGAUCUGCCAUACUCUGACAGAAAAACUUGUUGCCAUGACAAUGGGCUCAGGGGCAAAGAUGAAGACUUCUGCCAGUGUCAGUGACAUCAUUGUAGUGGCCAAGAGGAUCAGUCCCAGAGUGGAUGAUGUUGUGAGAUCAAUGUAUCCUCCGCUGGACCCUAAGUUGCUGGAUGCCCGCACAACUGCCCUCCUUCUGUCUGUCAGUCACCUGGUGCUGGUGACCAGGAAUGCCUGCCACCUGACUGGGGGUCUGGAUUGGAUUGACCAGUCACUCUCAGCAGCUGAGGAGCAUAUGGAAGUUCUCCGGGAAGCAGCUUUGGCUUCUGAGCCAGAGAGGGGUAUCCUGGGUGCUGAGGGCUUUCUACAGGAGCAGUCUGCCAUCUAG